This is a messenger RNA of Penaeus indicus, 2368 nucleotides long. RefSeq names its product arylsulfatase B-like. Bases 134 to 1843 code for a protein of 569 amino acids. Lineage: Eukaryota; Metazoa; Arthropoda; Malacostraca; Decapoda; Penaeidae. The record is from RefSeq and is a predicted model, not a curated record. The transcript has 11 exons.
CACGCUUGCAUUGCAUUUUUUCCUGACUUGUCCGAUAUGGCAACUGUUCCUCUCACCUGAGUAUUACUCAUCUUUGUUUCAUUCGUGGACACUGGACGAUACUGGCAGAGUGCUGAUACACCGAGUUAGUACAAUGUAUGGGCUAACUGCCGGGGUACUUUUCUCGUGCCUUGCUCUGACCGCGGCAUCAGAUCGCCCGCAUAUUGUCGUCAUUGUCGCCGAUGAUCUUGGUUUUAAUGAUGUGGGAUUUCAUGGCUCAACACAAAUUCCUACGCCUAACAUCGAUGCCUUGGCCUAUUCAGGGUUGAUCCUGAAUAACUAUUAUGUUCAGCCAAUAUGCACGCCGUCCAGAAGUGCCUUGAUGACGGGCAAGCAUCCGAUACAUACAGGUUUACAACACUCAACUAUAGGUGGCCCACACCCCUAUGGCCUAGACCUGGUAGAAACUCUCCUCCCCCAACGGUUGGCCAGACUCGGUUACACGCCCAAGCAUGUUGGCAAAUGGCACCUUGGCUUCUUCCAAAAGGAGUACACGCCAACGUUUAGGGGUUUUGAGUCACACUUUGGGUAUUGGUCAGGAAGGAUAGAUUACUACGAUCAUACAGCCUUGGAAAAUCCUGGCUAUUGGGGAUAUGACAUGAGGAGAAAUAUGAGUGUUGCACAUGACUGCUAUGGCAAAUACACCACAGACCUCUUUACGGAUGAAGCAGUGAAGAUCAUAAACGAACACGACACAUCGAAGCCCCUUUUCUUGUAUCUUGCUCACCUUGCUGUUCAUUCAGGCAAUCCUUAUGCCCCUCUGCAAGCGCCUGAGGAGGUUGUGGAGAAGUUCUCGUAUAUCAACGAUGUUCAUAGGCAGAAAUUUGCAGCAAUGCUGUGGAAACUGGAUGAAUCUGUAGGCAGGGUUGUAGGAGCACUAAAUGACCAAAAGAUGCUCCACAACUCAAUUAUCGUAUUCACAACGGACAACGGUGGUCCAGCUGCUGGCUUUAACUUGAACGCGGCUUCGAAUUGGCCUUUGAGAGGGGUCAAAGCAGGUAUGUGGGAAGGGGGAGUGCGAGGGGCAGGACUCUUGUGGUCACCUAAGAUCUUGAAUCCCGGGAGAGUCUCUCAGCAAAUGCUUCACAUCACUGAUUGGUUGCCUACGUUGGUUUCUGCUGCAGGUGGUGAUGGAUCAAGUAUAAAAUCCCUUGAUGGCAUAGAUAUGUGGAAAACCUUAACAGAAGGAAGAGAUUCACCACGUAAGGACUUCCUUGUGAAUUAUGACCCCAUAUUAGAUGGUGCAGCUGUGAGAUUUGGAGACUGGAAGUUAUUAUACAACCCCCAAGGUCCAGAUCCCCACUGGGACGGCUGGUUUGGCCCCUCGGGUCGUAAUGAGACAGCUCCAGAGGCAAGUUUGAAGGUGAUAAUAGAGAUGGUCCUCAAUUCAACAGUGGCCAAAAUAGUGAGGUCUGCAACACCCGAUGCUUACCAGAACCUAACGUCUGUGAGGAAGGAUGCUGAAAUUCUUUGUGGACCUAUCCCAGCAAACGCAACAAAAGUAUGCAAUGUUACUACCUCUCCAUGCCUAUUCAAUAUUUUGCGUGAUCCCUGUGAAUAUACAGACCUUGCUGCCAGCUACCCUGAUGUGAUGUCCAUCCUAAAAGCUAGAUUACAGGACUACAUUGACACUGCAGUACCCCCUCGUAACAAGCCCUGGGAUCCGUCAGCUAAUCCAAAGUACUGGGGUUAUGCAUGGACCAACUGGUUGGACUAUCCACCUCCUGUCGAACAGCAAAUGGAAGGAAGUGUAACACAGACAGCAUUCGCCAAUGAUAUUUAUGGUGAUAUGCUACCUGAAUGAUGAGAAAUGAAUAUCCUGCUGUUCUCAUAUUGUUUGUCAUUUAUUUACUGGAUGAAAUGAAAGUGUCCAGAAAUUAUUUGACUCAAGUAGACAUAGAUUAUUGUGUUAUGGUUGUGAUUUUUGUUUGUUGUAAUAACCUUAAUGUUUAUGUAUAAUUAUAUAUAUAUAUAUAUAUAUAUAUAUAUAUAUAUAUAUAUAUAUAUAUAUAUAUAUAUAUAUAUAUAUAUAUAUAUAUUUAUAUAUAUGUACAAUAUGGUUAUGUAAUGUGAAUAAAAAGAAGAAUUAUUUACAACAUAACUCUUGCAUAACAUAAUGCUUGAAUUUAUAUAUAAAGAAAUAUACAUAAUCCUUCUCUGGGAGACAAGGCCAACAUUAUUUACUUUCACAGAUGGUUGUCUUUGUUUUUGUUUUUAUUUUUCUGGGUAGAAGUAGCAGAGUAAGGUAAAUGGGAGGCAAAAACCAGGGCAUGGGUAAUAGGUUGAUGCUUGUGAUUUGUGAAUAAAAAGAGGAAUUAUGCACAACAUA